CACUAAUAACAGGAGGUAGGUGAUCUGUGACAUGAACGAAAAUAGCGAUUCUGAAUUUAAAACGGUAUCAUAUAAACGAAAACGACGUAGUCCUAAUAAGAAGGAUAUUCUUAAACUUAACAAUUCCUCUACGGAAUCAGAUAUUGAUUUAGAACAAACUGUUAGACGGAUUUCCAUAGCUAAAGCUGAAAUUAUCACCACAGAUUUGUAUGCUUCUGUAAAAGCAUCGCUCAAAGAAGGAUUGGAAAGUUUAGGCAAUCCCCGAAUAUCUGAAAUAAUUUGUUUAGGAUUGGGCCGAAUUGGUGAGUGUUUGAUAGCAAGAUUCCAAUUGGCAGUGCUCUUAAAUUUGAGUGAUCAAUUUGGCUCAAAAAUUUCGGUAUAUGAUCCUAUUUUUAGUGGAACAGACAAAGAGAUAUUGCGUUCAUUUGAAAUUGAGAUUUUAAAUGAAAACUUAGAAGGAAAAUACUCAAUAAAUAACAAUAAAACAGUUUUGUUUUAUAUGCCUCACUGUUCUAAACAAUUAACCAAUAACCUAAUUUGGGCUAACUGGGGUCUUAACCUAGGUCAUUGUGUUAUUGUGGCUAACAGUUUUAACAAGAUUAUAGAAUCAAGUUCUACUAGACAUGUGGCAGAGUGUGCAAAUUAUAUAACAAAAAUUUUACCUUACGUUUUUGAAGUUGCCAUCAUAAAUACAUUUAAGUAUUAUGAGGUAUUCAGUGACAUUGCUGUGCAUGUUUUUCCUAAAAUGAAUUUAGUUUGUCCAGAUGUAUGGAAGGAUAAUCAAGAACCUGGUUAUAAACAGAAUGAUAUAGAAUUUAUUAUAAAUGCUGUGAAUAGUUUGUAAUUUUAAGACUUAGAUGUAGAUAUUUAAGACUUUUUAAAUAAAUAUGAUUUAAUGAACUAAUGCUUGGUUAUUUCUUCAGAGUGUUGAAAACAUGGCGUCAAAAAUCUGCACAAUAAGGCAAAUCAUUAGUGAACUAAGAUAUGUCUUGCCUGAAGGUAACUUAAAGAAUAACCUGAUGCUGCAAUAUGUGAUAAGUCAGUUCAGAAAAUACAAAACUACAGAUGAGCAACUGUGUAAAGCUAGACAAGAAAUGGAGUUCAUGGCAAAGACUUAUUUGUGCUACUUGAAGAGCACUAGAUUGAGUGAUGAGAUUCAACAAGAAUAUCAUGGAAAGGGUGAGAGAACAGUGUCAGAUACUGCUAAAAUGGUUGGAUUUAAGUUGCCUCAUGAUCCUAAAUAGUUGUAAGAAUGUGUAAUAUAAACGUAUAAGUUGUAUAAACAUGUAGAUAUGCAAGAUUGUUAACUAGUGUUAUCAAUAUUAGAAAAUUAUCAUUUAAUGAUGUAAAAAAUAUAAACAAAAUCAUA
Molecule: messenger RNA, 1369 nt
Organism: Diabrotica balteata
Lineage: Eukaryota; Metazoa; Arthropoda; Insecta; Coleoptera; Chrysomelidae
Source: the annotation of a GenBank genome assembly